Messenger RNA from Oryza sativa Japonica Group (Japanese rice), 1776 nucleotides. RefSeq lists its product as uncharacterized. NCBI's taxonomy places the organism in Eukaryota, Viridiplantae, Streptophyta, Magnoliopsida, Poales, Poaceae. Gene Ontology annotation, molecular function: protein binding. The record is from RefSeq and is a predicted model, not a curated record.
AGAGAGAAGAGAAAACACCCACCACCUCCCUUGUCGUCUCCGCGCUUCGCUCCGGCCUCCCCCCCACAAAUCAUCCGUCCCGCCGGCGAGGAUGCCGCCGAAACGGAGCGGUACCAUGAAGGCGACGGCGGCGGCGGCGGUGGGAGCCGCGGGCACAGCGGGAGCUUCUCCAGUCGGCGUCGGUCCAGCGGGAGAUGCAAGUGCUGCUGCGGGGAGGAGGGUUACGCGCCUUCGAUCGAGGGAGCUAGGGCUGGAGGCGACGACGGGCGCUGGGGGGGAUGUCGCGUCGGAUGAUCCGGGGCCGGCUCGGAAGAAGGGGAAGGUCCAGCCGGCGACGAAGGGAGCCAAGGGUAAGGCCGCACGAGCGGAUCCCCCUACCCCGCCGCCGCGUCCUAGAUUGCCGCCGUUCCCUAAAUCCGGCGAUCCCAUGGAUUUUCUCAAGUGGGAUAAAGAGUUCAGGAGGAUCUGCGCUCUUCCAGAACCUGCAGGUACUGUCAUCCCUUGCACUGUCAGGAGGAAGCCUACGGGCCCUCGCACCGUCAGCAUCACGGGCGUCGCAAGCGUAGCAGACAAUAGCAUGAUCCGGAAGGCUUCUCGUUCCGUCGUCGGCAUUUCCUCCAGGAUACCUGAUGGGAAGGAGAUUAUGCAAUGCAGUGGUAUCGUGGUCGAUUGGAACAAGACCAGCAGGUUGGCAACAAUCGUAACUUGCUCUGCAGCCGUGUGCUUUGAUGGUGCACUAGUCCAUCCCAACCCCAAGUUGCUCGUACAUUUGCCUAAUAGGUCUACCGCAGAAGGACAAUUGCUUUUCUUCAAUGCACACUACCGUAUUGCAUUGUUGGAGGCCUUGGUGGACUUUCCAUUGGAGCCUGCUAAUUUUGGCUCUAGUCCAAAAUUUGGACAAAAGGUGUUUACCUUGGCAAGGGACAAGAAGUCAUCCUUCUUUGCUAGGUCUGGGACAGUCCUGUUGCAGGAUCCACCAUUUUUUUUGAAGUACAAAUACUGGUUAUCUCUCAGCUCUGCAAUUGAACUGUGUGGCACUGGAGGACCUGCGAUUGAUGAGCGUGGCGAUGUUGCAGGGAUGACAUUCGGUCGUUUGCCAAAUCCGGAUGUCCUCUCUAUCUCUAUCCUGCAGACAUGCAUUGACAUGUGGAGGAGAUUCAGUCGUGUUGCUCGCCCCUUUCUUGAUAUGGACUUGAUAGCCUUUGAGACGUUGGAUAUUACACACCAGGAGGAGAUUGAAUCGGAACAUGGCAUUACCGAUGGUUUCAUCGUGGACUUGGUGUGCGAUGAUUCCACUGCUGGGAGACUUGGUAUUUCCAGGGGUGAUGUCAUUGUUUCAUACAAUGGACUUCGUGACUUCACUCUGCAUACGUUUGAGGAGUACCUUCUCAAUCUUGGCUGGGGUUUUCUUGAGAGUACAGAUCCGAGCUGGACGAUCAAUUUAGAGCUUGAGAUAUAUGAUCCUGUUAGAGGUACUAUCAGAGGUGUUACCUUCCCUCUGGGAUUUUCUGAUAUUUGCGAGGAUGUCCUUGUACUGCCAUGAGACAGCUGCGGCAUAAAUCGUCAAAGCAAUGUGGCUAACUGUCGCUAUGCCAUAUGCCUUUUUUUGUGGCAAUUGUUUUGUGAUGUCAUAUAUUAUCUUUUUUUUUUCUGGUGAGAUCUGUAACCAGAAGAACAUAUUGUGAUAUUGAUCCUUUUUUUGUUAUGCGGUAGGGCUGUUUGUGACUUGCAAGGUUUCUGGUGGCCACGAUUACAAAACUGAAAAAAGAUGAAACA